Messenger RNA from Parnassius apollo (apollo), 855 nucleotides. Lineage: Eukaryota; Metazoa; Arthropoda; Insecta; Lepidoptera; Papilionidae. The record is from the annotation of a GenBank genome assembly.
AUGAUGGAACACGGAAGAACGCGCAAAGGGCCGCUGCCUGGAGGUCGCCAGGGCGCGUCUGGAGCUGGCGCUGGACGCGGCAGCAUGCGAACCGCCAGCCGAGCGCGAGGUGCUGCACGACCACCCAGCAGCCCCUCGCAUCCAUCAUCCCCACCAGCUGGCUUGGUGUCGGCAGGGUCUUCGCGGGCCCAGCAAUCGGCACCCGCCUCUGGUGGAGUACGCCGCAUGCGUUGGACAACCCAGAUGAACAGCAACGCAUUGCGGGCGUAUUUUGGGGCGAAAGGGGGAGAAACUGGAUGUUUGGCGUAUCGGGCUAGGAUGCAUCGUCUUUUUGCUGAGCUGGAGCCAUCUUUAACCGUCACAGAGCAAAACCUGGCAGACCGAGUUCGGUAUAUCUUGCGCUCAAAUAUAUUUGAUGUCGCCGAACUCGAACGGCUACGACGUGAGGCUGUUCCCUCGUCGGAUGAGAAUGCUACGGCUGAGGAUGCGGCGCCACAAAUGGUAGAGCAACCCGCAAACGUGGAUGCCGCCGUGAAUACCCCAGUUGUGGUUGAUUCAAACGAUGAUGGAACAGUCGCCCAGGAACUGGAAUUAGAGCAUAUGAGGAGUACAUUGGAAGAGGCGAUUGUGGAAACGCGCAGUACGCCUCUCGAAAAUCGACCGCGACUUCCCCCGCAUAGCCCUAAGCAAGCGGAAUCGGGCUGUCGUGAGGGCUCUGAACCCAAUGCUGGUGACCUAUUUGGAAGCCAGCCGGGACCUUUGCGAGACGGACUCAAUUCUUUUUGGCGCCGCGCUGGCAGUCUGCCGUAUCAUAGGCGCCAAGGUUUCCACGGCUGGACGCGCUACUGGCCAUAG